Molecule: messenger RNA, 1719 nt
Organism: Annulohypoxylon maeteangense
Lineage: Eukaryota; Fungi; Ascomycota; Sordariomycetes; Xylariales; Hypoxylaceae
Product: mitochondrial carrier
Exons: 4
Coding region: 275-1201 (308 amino acids)
Biological process (GO): mitochondrial phosphate ion transmembrane transport
Cellular component (GO): mitochondrial inner membrane
Molecular function (GO): phosphate transmembrane transporter activity
Source: RefSeq, a predicted model, not a curated record
CCUUUUUUCUCUUACCGGACCCACCUUUCCGCCAUCUUCCGACGAAAUUGAUAAUUGUUAAUUUUUUUAGUUGGCGCCGAAACAUUGACAGCUUCUUCUUAUUCUACCCACAACAUAUCCUAAAAAGCCUCAAAGCUUCAACACCCUCCCCGCCAAUAUAUCCUCAAUUGGGUAUCUUCUGUGAACGACUUCAAAUUUUUGUCGUCGCUGUUUUAAAUCUCCACUCAUCCUAAUUCCAUUUUUCUAAUAUCCUCACGUUCAUUCAGCAUUCAAGAUGUCUGCAGCACCCGCCGAGAAGACCGCCCCUCUUAGCGGUCUUGCCCUCUACUCCAGAUUCGCCCUUGCCGGUGCCGUCUGCUGUUCCGUCACCCACGGUGGUCUUACUCCCGUCGAUGUCGUCAAGACCAGAAUCCAGCUCGACCCUGUUACCUACAACCGAGGUCUCAUCGGUGGUUUCCGCCAAGUGAUCGCCAAGGAGGGUGCUGGUGCCCUUCUAACCGGUGCCGGCCCUACCUUCGCCGGUUACUUCCUCCAGGGCGCUUUCAAGUUCGGUGGAUAUGAGUUCUUCAAGCAACAAGCCAUCAACCUAGUUGGUCUCGAGAAUGCCUCGCAAUACCGAACAGGCGUUUACCUCGUCUCGUCCGCCUUCGCCGAGUUCUUUGCCGAUAUUGCCCUCUGCCCCCUUGAGGCUACCCGUAUCCGUCUCGUCUCUGAGCCUACAUAUGCUAGCGGUCUUGUGAGCGGCUUCAGCAAGAUCCUGAAGCAGGAGGGUGUUGGUGCCUUCUACGCCGGUUUCGGUCCUAUCCUGUUCAAGCAGGUUCCUUACACCAUGGCCAAGUUCGUUGUCUACGAGAAGGUUGCUGAAGCUGUAUACCAACAAUACCCCAAGAAGGACAUGUCCGACGGUGCGCAAACUGUCGUCAACUUGGGAUCUGGUCUGAUUGCCGGUUUCGCCGCUGCUAUCGUCUCUCAACCCGCAGACACGAUGCUUUCCAAGAUCAACAAGACCAAGGGUCUCCCCGGUGAGAGCACCACCAGCCGUCUUAUCAAGAUCGCAAAGGAGCUCGGUUUCCGUGGAUCCUACAGCGGUAUCGGUGCCCGUCUCUUCAUGGUUGGAACUUUGACUGCUGGCCAGUUCGCCAUCUACGGUGAUAUCAAGAAGGCCCUCGGUGCUACCGGUGGUGUAGAGAUUUCCAAAUAAGCGGGGUUCGAUCGCGAUGGACGGUGGAUAUAAUGAAUAAAUGGACGAUACCUUGAUGCAUGGACCAUUCACAUUAUAAUGAUUUGUGCAUUUGGGGGCGGCGUCGUCGUUCUUCACGUCUGGCAGCUUGGCGUUGAUUACCGGUAAAAGCUGCUUUUCCUUUUCCAGGUUUUUGCAUUAGACUAGAUGGUACCGGACUGGUCUUGUAGGCUUCUCUUAAGGGUGUCAUCUGCAAUGAGGUUUUGGGGAUGCCUCGAGCUUCAGAUCCGGUAUAUCGUAGAUGCAUAGAGCAUAGAUGGGAUGCAUCUAGAGGCAUAAAACGAUACUUCCUGAUGGAGGUUGUAUAAUAGACUAGUUCAUAUUGUUCAAGCUUUCGUCUUAAAGAACCAACACCACUCCUCUUUAUAACUGUCAGGUUUGUGUAGAGUAAUGACAAACGUAUGAUUACAAUGCACGAUCGUAAGGUUGUUGGUUGGGAGUCGUGAGGAGUUCGUCAAGAAAAGGUAUCUACAGAUACG